CUGGGAACAACAACACUUCACUGUGCAGCCAUGAUAGACAGGAAGGUCAUGGUCUUUGGCGCAGCCUUUGUGCUGCGUCUGCUUCUUAUUUGCCUAUUUCCUUCAUUGCCUGACUUGUUGACGGGAAGAGUUGAGGUCUCGACCCCUGUUAAUAGCUUCAAACGAUUGCAAGAGGGCUUGUUUCUGUACAGUGGAAAUGUGUCGCCAUAUGAUGGGGGCACUUUUCACCAGGCACCGCUCCUAUUACCUCUGUUCGCCCUACUUCCAGAUGCAAAGACCUGGCCUUUACCUACCGCAAUUUUCUACAUUUUGGUCGACCUCGUGAAUGCGCAGGCAUUGGUUACCAUUUCCGAGUCCGGUCAAUCGAUCAAUUCGAGAUUCCAUUCGGCAGUUCGGAAACAUGUCCGGUGGAAUGGAGUAUCUGUUGCAGCAUGGUUUUUGUUUAACCCAUUUACAAUUGCGACAUGUCUGGCACGAUCAACCAGCGUUUUUACCGCCUCGGGGAUUCUCUUCGCAGUUUCAAAUGCAGUCUCGGGCAAUAGUGUCAAUGCUAUGCUAGCCUUGGGAUUCGCUUCCUACCUAUCUAUGUACCCUGCACUCAUGUUUCUUCCGCUGGUUUUGGUCUGCUAUGACCGACGCACACAGAGCCCACAAGCACCUAAGAUCGCUCCCUUCAUCCUGCAGCACGCCGGUCUUCUCCUUGCCAGUGUUGCAGGCCUCCUCGGUCUUUCAUUCUUGAUCACUGGCAACUUCUGGGAAUUUAUCUCGGCUACCUAUGGGUUCCAUCUUUUGGUUCCGGACUUGACUCCCAAUGUCGGUCUAUGGUGGUACUUCUUCAUUGAGAUGUUCGAUUCAUUCCGAGAGUUCUUCCUCGGAGUAUUCUGGCUUCACUUGGCAAGUUAUGUUGGAGGCCUCACGGCUCGUUUCCGACGACAGCCCUUGUUCGUCAUCACCUCUCUUCUUGGUGUCUUUGCCAUUUUCAAACCGUACCCCAGUAUCUCGGAUGCAUCUCUGUUCUUCGCCUUACUGCCGUUGUACCGCCACCUCUUCCCAUUAAUGCGAUAUACCUUCUUCGCAGUCUCAGCAAUGUUAUACUCCUCCCUCCUCGGACCUGCCUUCUACCAUCUAUGGAUCUAUGCAGGAUCCGGAAAUGCCAACUUCUUCUACGCCAUUACUCUAGUCUGGAGUCUUGGUCUCUCAAUCCUACUAGCAGACACCAUCUUCGCCGCCCUCAGAGACGAAUGGGAACAAGACAACCCAGGCAAGCAAGGCACAGAAGUCCGACAGGUGUAG
This is a messenger RNA of Penicillium antarcticum, 1293 nucleotides long. RefSeq names its product GPI-anchored transamidase subunit GAB1. Lineage: Eukaryota; Fungi; Ascomycota; Eurotiomycetes; Eurotiales; Aspergillaceae. Gene Ontology annotation, biological process: attachment of GPI anchor to protein; protein localization to cell surface. The record is from RefSeq and is a predicted model, not a curated record. Gene Ontology annotation, cellular component: membrane; GPI-anchor transamidase complex. The transcript is spliced from 5 exons.